Molecule: messenger RNA, 3314 nt
Organism: Triticum dicoccoides
Lineage: Eukaryota; Viridiplantae; Streptophyta; Magnoliopsida; Poales; Poaceae
Product: protein Rf1, mitochondrial-like
Exons: 2
Coding region: 10-1641 (543 amino acids)
Molecular function (GO): protein binding
Source: RefSeq, a predicted model, not a curated record
ACCAAGGCCAUGCCUCGCUUCUCCUCCAGCACGCCAAUGUCGCCACCCCGCCUCCGCCUCCGACUCGGCGGACGCCACUCCUCCUCCACCUCUCAUCCCUCACGCAUCUGGGAUCCCCACGCCGCCUUCGCCACCGGCACGGAGCGGGCGGUAUUUGGCACGCUCACUACGGAGGACGCACACCACCUGUUCGACGAAUUGCUGCGGCAUGGCAAUCCUGUCCAGGAGCGCUCCUUGAAUAACUUUCUAGCUACCCUCGCCCGCGCGCCCACGUCCGCAUCCUGCAGCGACGGCCCCGCCCUAGCCGUCGCCCUCUUCGGCCGUUUGUCCCGAGGCGCCGGACGACGGGUGGCGCAGCCAAAUGUCUUCACCUAUGGCGUCCUCAUGGACUGCUGCUGCCGUGCGCGCCGCCUGGAUCUGGUGAUCGCCUUCUUCGGCCGUCUCCUCAAGACGGGCCUGGAGGCAGACCGAGUCGUUUUCAGCACCCUCCUCAAGGGACUCUGCCAUGCAAAGCGCUCAGAUGAGGCUCUGGACGUGCUGCUUCACAGGAUGCCUGGGCUGGGCUGCACCCCCGGCGUAGUGGCGUAUAACACCGUCAUCCAUGGCUUCUUUAAGGAAGGUCAAGUAGGCAAGGCAUGCAAUCUAUUUCAUGAAAUGGCGCAGCAGGGCGUUAUGCCUGAUGUGGUGACAUAUAGCUCGGUUAUUGAUGCGCUGUGCAAGGCCAGAGCAAUGGACAAGGCAGAGUAUUUCCUUCGUCAGAUGGUUGAUGAUGGUGUCGUACCUAAUAAUGUCACAUAUAAUAGCCUCAUCCAUGGAUAUUCCUCUUCAGGCCAUUGGAAGGAGGCAGUUAGGGUAUUCAAAGAGAUGACAAGUCGGAGGGUUACACCAGAUGUGCAUACUUACAACAUGUUUAUGACCUUUCUUUGCAAACAUGGAAGAAGCAAAGAAGCUGCAGGAAUUUUUGAGACCAUGGCUAUGAAGGGCCUGAAACCUAACAACGUUUCAUAUGCUAUUCCCCUUCAUGGGUAUGCCACUGAAGGAUGCUUAGUUGAUAUGAUUAAUCUCUUCAAUUCAAUGACUAGAGAUGGUAUUCGGCCUAACUGUCACACUUUGAACAUACUGAUUAAUGCAUAUGCUAAAUCUGGCAUGAUGGAUGAGGCUAUGCUUAUCUUUAAAGGAAUGCGGAAACAGGGAGUGAGUCCAGAUGUAGUCACCUAUUCAACUGUAAUACAUGCAUUUUGCAAAAUGGGUAGCUUGGACAUUGCUAUGGACAAAUUUAACCAGAUGGUUGAUAUGGGAGUACGACCGAAUGCAGUUGUUUAUCAUUCCCUAAUCCAGAGUUUUUGUACACAUGGGGAUUUCGUGAAAGCAAAGGAAUUGGUUACUGAAAUGAGGAACAAAGGUAUGCGUCCUCCUGAUAUUAACUUCUUCCAUUCAAUAAUGCAGAACCUAUGCACAGAAGGAAGGGUAACAGAAGCACGGGAUAUCCUUGACUUGAUAGUGCACAUAGGUAUGAGGCCUGAUGUUCUCAUAUUUAGUUUACUGAUCGAUGGAUACUGCCUAGUCUCCAAGAUGGAGGAUGCAUCAAAAAUAUUUGAUGAUAUGGUGUCAUAUGGUUUGGAACCUUCUAAUAUUACGUAGGGUAUUCUUAUUAAUGGCUAUUGCAAAAACAGAAGGAUUGAUGACGGGCUGAUUCUGUUUAAAGAAAUGUUGCGCAAGGGACUUAAACCUACAACUUUUAAUUACAACGUCAUACUGGAUGGAUUAUUUCUGGCUGGACGAACUGUUGCUGCAAAGGAAAAGUUUGAUGAGAUGGUUGAAUCUGGAGUAAGUGUGUGCAUUGAUACAUAUUCGAUAGUUCUUGGUGGACUUUGUAGAAAUAAUUGUAGCGGCGAAGCAAUCACGCUAUUCCAGAAAUUAAGCACAAUGGAUGUGAAAUUCAAUAUUAUAAUUGUCAAUAUAAUGAUUGAUGCCUUCUACAGGGUUCACCGAAACCAAGAAGCCAAGGAUUUGUUUGCUGCAGUAUCAGCCAAUGGUUUGGUAGCUAAUGUCUUUACCUACACCAUAAUGAUGAAAAAUCUUAUAAAAGAAGGGUCAGUGGAAGAAGCUGACGAUCUCUUUUUAUCAAUGGAGAAGAGCGGCUGUACUGCUGACUCUUAUAUGUUAAAUCUUAUUGUCAGAAUGUUACUGGAAAAAGGAGAGCUAGUCAAGGCUGGGAAUUAUAUGUCUAAAGUUGAUGCAAAGAGCUACUCACUUGAAGCUGAAACCGUUUCGCUGCUUAUCUCUCUCUUUUGAGGGAAAGGGAAAUAUAGAGAACACAUAGGAUUGCUCCCUACAAAGUAUCGGUUUCGUGAAGAAGCAGCCACAGUUUAGUUUGAUACAUGGUAAACUUUAGUUUGUUGCUUGCCUAGGCCUGCUAAAGUAUCCUUCUGCUUGUACAACAAAUGCAUUUACUAUAUGUAAGAAGAAAUUCACUAUAGAAGAAGCUCAGAACAAACAAAGCUGAAUCCAAACUUAAACAGAAGAUGUGCAGUAUGCUAGCCAAACACCUAAGACAGACCUAGGCCUGCCAAAACAAAGCUGAAUCCAAACUUAAACAGAAGAAGCAGCAACAAACUGAAGAUGUGCAGUAUGCUAGCCAAACACCUAUGGGAGAGUGACAGGUGGCCGAGCCGUUCACCUCCUGCCAGUAUCCAUGGCUUGGCCUCACAUGGAAACGAGUCAACCAGUCCCUGGCGGUUUCAGGUGGCUCCACUGAAGAUGCAUUCAUUUCUCUGCCAGUGUGCCCCUUGUCAGCGCCUGUGUGCCCUUGUGUCUGUUUCAAGAAGGUAUUUGAAGAAGCUGAGCAGGAACCGGAGUUUGACCGGCUUGAGAUCUACGCUGCCAAAGCCAGAUUGAGUCUGAUGGAUUUUGGUGAGCUCGCCAUGGUUUUCUCCUCUGUUCCUUCUUGAAGAGCCGAUGGUGUAACAUUUUGGUACUACAGAACAGUGUUUUGCUUCUUCCCAUAGAACUGCCGGUUCCGAUUAUCUUUUUAUAUUCAUUGUCUAGUUUAUUUUCUGUUACAUGAGCUCAAGUUCAGCAUGUUCUUUCAUCUUCUUCCUCAUAAUUUUUCAUUACUCACUAUGCAGUGAAGGUCUUGUACUAAUUUCUGAAGCAGAACCAUUCUUUGAGAAAUACUCCACAAAAAUGUUUGUCUUGGACCUGAAUCAUAUUUGCUCUGAACAAACAGACUGACUGAUACAGUUAUCUACAUAUGGCAAUUUAAAAUUAGUGUAAAAUGCUUGCAACAAUCGGACGCAUUAAAAGAUCUCCAA